Neltuma alba is the source of this 336-nucleotide messenger RNA. RefSeq names its product putative F-box protein At3g47150. The transcript has a single exon. The coding region runs from base 1 to 336 and encodes 111 amino acids. The record is from RefSeq and is a predicted model, not a curated record. NCBI's taxonomy places the organism in Eukaryota, Viridiplantae, Streptophyta, Magnoliopsida, Fabales, Fabaceae. Gene Ontology annotation, molecular function: protein binding.
AUGCUGAGCCACAAGCUUCCAAAAGAUCUCAUGGAGGAGAUUUUUGUGAGGCUGCCUGUAAAAUCCUUGUUUCGGUUCAAAUGUGAAGCCAAAUCCUGGUACGCCCUCAUCACUGACCCUUCUCUUAUUGCCAGACAUCUUGAACGGUCCAGAUCUACCAGCAAGAUUCGCCGCCUGAAGCUUAUCUUCGAUUUUAGCAAAGAGGUGUUUGGGAUGAUCAUAUUGCCCUCUGCAAUUGGAUCUUUUUGUGGAAACAAAGUUUUUGUACUUGAGGAGAGUCUUGCUGUUGCUGAAUAUGAUCAUAAUACUAAAAAAAAUAUAAGAUUUGGGCGAUGA